AUGGCCGACACGGAUGUGAGGGUGGUGUGUUUUUUCAUGUUCUCCCCACUGAGGCGCGCCCCUCGCCAGGCUGAGAGAAGCCUCAUCCCCAUCCCCAGCCUUUCAUCCAUCCCCAGCCUCAUCCCCAUUCCCAGCCUUAUAUCCAUCCCCAGACUCAUAUCCACCCCCAGCCCCAUCCCAAUCCCCAGCCUCAUACCCAUCCCCAGACUCAUCCCCAGCCUCAUAUCCAUCCCCAGCCUCAUAUCCAUCCCCAGCCUCAUACCCAUCCCCAGCCUCAUAUCCACCCCCAGCCCCAUCCCAAUCCCCAGCUUCAUACCCAUCCCCAGCCUCAGCCUCAUAUCCAUGCCCAGCCUCAUACCCAUCCCCAGUCUCAUACCCAUACCUAGCCUCAUACCCAUACCUAGCCUCAUACCCAUCCCCAGCCUCAUAUCCAUCCCCAGCCUCAUACCCAUCCUCAGCCCCAUCCCCAGCCUCAUACCAAUCCCCUUCCCCAGCCUCAUACCCAUCCCCAGCCUCAUACCAAUCCCCUUCCCCAGCCUCAUACCCAUCCCCAGACUCAUACCCAUCCCCCUCCCCAGCCUCAUACCCAUCCCCAGCCUCAGCCCCAUCCCCAGCCUCAGCCCCAUCCCCAGCAUGAGCCACAUCCCCAGCAUCAUACCCAUCCCCAGCCUCAGCCCCAUCCCCAGUCUCAUACCCAUCCCCAGCCUCAGCCACAUCCCCAGCCUCAGCCACAUCCCCAGCCUCAGCCACAUCCCCAGCCUCAUACCCAUCCCCAGCCUCAUACCCAUCCCCAGCCUCAUACCCAUCCCCAGCUUCAGCCACAUCCCCAGCCUCAGCCACAUCCCCAGCCUCAGCCACAUCCCCAGCCUCAUACCCAUCCCCAGCCUCAUACCCAUCCCCAGCCUCAAACCCAUCCCCAGCCUCAAACCCAUCCCCAGCCCCAGCAUCACCCCACAGCCUGUGUCUGGCUCAGCCUUGAACAGCAUCACCCCACAGCCUGUGUCUGGCUCAGAAUCACCCCACAGCCUGUGUCUGGCUCAGCCUUGA
Molecule: messenger RNA, 1047 nt
Organism: Oncorhynchus keta (chum salmon)
Lineage: Eukaryota; Metazoa; Chordata; Actinopteri; Salmoniformes; Salmonidae
Product: BCL-6 corepressor-like protein 1
Exons: 4
Coding region: 1-1047 (348 amino acids)
Source: RefSeq, a predicted model, not a curated record